Messenger RNA from Echinostoma caproni, 210 nucleotides. NCBI's taxonomy places the organism in Eukaryota, Metazoa, Platyhelminthes, Trematoda, Plagiorchiida, Echinostomatidae. The record is from the annotation of a GenBank genome assembly.
AUGCCUGACUCGGACGUGUUCCCAUCUGCACCGGAAGACACGGUGUUGGAUCACCUGAUUCGUGGGGCUUUGUUGAUUGCUGCUUUCAUCCAAGUGUACUUUUUCUGUAUGGCCCUGUUCCCCGUGAGCGAGAGUGUGACUGAUGUGCCAGUCUCGGGAAAAACACGACAACGACGAUCCGGGGAACGGGGAAAACGAAAACAACAUUAG